Mesitornis unicolor (brown roatelo) is the source of this 1593-nucleotide messenger RNA. RefSeq names its product prospero homeobox 2 (gene PROX2). Lineage: Eukaryota; Metazoa; Chordata; Aves; Mesitornithiformes; Mesitornithidae. Gene Ontology annotation, biological process: regulation of transcription by RNA polymerase II. The transcript has 5 exons. Gene Ontology annotation, molecular function: RNA polymerase II cis-regulatory region sequence-specific DNA binding; DNA-binding transcription factor activity, RNA polymerase II-specific. Gene Ontology annotation, cellular component: nucleus. The record is from RefSeq and is a predicted model, not a curated record. Bases 1 to 1593 code for a protein of 530 amino acids.
AUGAUCCCCAACCAGUUGAGGGUCAGCUCUUCAAUGUCCAGGCAGGAAGAAGAGAUGAUGGAUGGCAGGACUGGCUCUGAGCAGGACAGAGACCAUGCCACUUCACGGCAUGGCCAGGGGCUGAAGUUGGAGCCCUGUUUCCAGACCGACUCUCUCUUGCCUUCCCCCAGUCCAUCUCUGAUAUCACAGCUCCUCAGCCACCGAAUGGCUGGCAGGAGCCUGGAUCCCACCAUCCUUUUCCCCUCCUGCCAGGCAGUGGCCCUGCCUCAGGACUACGAGUGUGGUGCAUCUCCUGGAGAAGGAGCACAAGCCCUGGCUGUCCCCAAAACCUAUGCCUCAGUUUCCAUGUCCUGUGCUGGUGACAGGGACCAGCUCUCUGACCAGCACCUACGAGCCAAGCGGGCCCGUGUGGAGAGCAUCAUCCAAGGCAUGAGCCUUCCACCAGCACCUCUGGCAUUUGGCACCAGCCCGGAGGCAACUUUUGAGCACAAGAGGGAGAGGGGUGGCAAGAUGCCCUGGGAGAGCAAGAGGAAGCUGAAGUCACCCCAGCAGGAGCAGCAGCUGAGGAGGCUUCAGGAGAAGUUCACCCAGGUCUGUGACUCUGAGGACGCUGCCCAAACCCAGGAAGGGGCUGAGAAAGCUCAUCCACUGCCUGGGAAGCCUGGAGACAGAGCAGACAAGGACAAAGUCGCUGCCACCAAUGACCCAUGCAAAGUGCCUCUCUGGAGGAGCAUCCCGGAGGUGCACGGGCAGGAGGAGGAUGAAGGCAGAGGUGGUGCGUGUGGCUUGCCCUCAGCUGCGAGGGUCCUCUCGCGGGCACUGAAGCACGAGCUGGCCGGGGUGACGUCCCAGGUGGUGGACUCCGUCCUGAACACCAUGUGGCCGAAGGGAGCGGGCCACAUCCUGCAGCAGCACUGCAGCCUCCCAGUGCAGGGGCCAGGUGCCAGGAAAGAGUAUUUUGCUGCUGGGAAGUGCAGAAAGCUGCUUGCUAAGCCAUCCCCCAUGAAUGUGCUGGGUUCAUUGGGCUCAGCUCGGGCUGAGGGCCUGUCAGGAGCUUCAGGGAAGAGCCUGGGCUCUCAUGCUGGCUCCUUCAGUUCAAAGGGGAUGCAGGAGGCACUGACUCCCGGCCACUUGAAGAAGGCCAAGCUGAUGUUCUUCUUCACCCGCUACCCCAGCUCCACUCUGCUGAAAACCUACUUCCUUGACGUGCAGUUCAGCCGCUGCAUCACCUCCCAGCUCAUCAAGUGGUUCAGCAACUUCCGCGAGUUUUACUACAUCCAGGUGGAGAAGUUUGCCCGGCAGGCCCUCCUGGAGGGCGUCACGGAUGCCGGCACCCUCCGGGUCUCCCGGGACUCAGAGCUCUUCUGUGCCCUCAACACGCACUAUAACAAGGGAAACAGCUUUGAGGUGCCGGGGCGGUUCCUGGAGGUGGCCAGCCUGACGCUGCGGGAGUUCUUCAGCGCCGUCAGGGCGGGCAAGGAUGCUGACCCCUCCUGGAAGAAACCCAUUUACAAAAUCAUUUCCAAACUGGACAGUGACAUCCCAGAAGGGUUCAAAGCCACUGGCUGCUCCCAGGAACUGCUCCGCAGCUGA